UGAUUGAUGCUCUGGAACGGAGGAAUGAAUAAAAGUACUUGUGCGGGAACAGCAGAAACCCAGAGCGAACUGAGGAGGCUCCACUGCCUGGCAUUCCCUCUGCAUUUCGUCAGAGCCUCUGUCUCCGGCAUCUGAAGUAGGAGCGCUCACUCCAGAAGCUGCUGGGAUCUGGCUGGAAGCCGCGCGCCCCUGGGCAUCUCUGGGUCCGGGGAAGGAGGUUACCCCGACCCCCCGCCGGCUGGUGGCUCUGACUGAAAACAGCGGAGCGGUCACCGGACGCCCACAGGAGCAAGCUUUAACAUGCAGCUGCCGGCCAGCCUGAGCGGAUGCGCCUGGGUGGCGCUGGUUCUUGCCUGUGGCUCGCUGGGGGUCUGGGGAGAGGAAAGAGGAGUCCCACCGGCCCAAGCUACACAGUCGCCCCUGGGGACCAGCGAGGUAACGACGCCACUCACGAAGACCUCCUGGCCAAGUGAUUCCAACUCCAGUCUGCCGCGUUUGCCUGCACCUGCGGAGGUGCCCAAAGGAGGCAAGGUGACUGGAGCCCCGCCAAGAUCCUUGUCCUCUCCUCCGUGCCAAGGAAACAUUGAGAUCAAGAAGACUUUCAAAUACAUCAACACGGUUGUGUCCUGUCUCGUGUUUGUGCUGGGCAUCAUCGGAAACUCCACAUUGCUGAGAAUCAUUUACAAGAACAAGUGCAUGCGAAAUGGUCCCAAUAUCUUGAUCGCCAGUCUGGCGCUUGGAGAUCUGCUGCACAUCAUUAUCGACAUUCCUAUCAAUGUCUACAAGUUGCUCGCAGAGGACUGGCCAUUUGGAGCUGAGAUGUGUAAGUUGGUGCCCUUCAUCCAGAAGGCCUCUGUGGGGAUCACUGUGCUGAGUCUGUGUGCUCUAAGUAUUGACAGAUAUCGAGCUGUUGCUUCCUGGAGUCGUAUUAAAGGAAUUGGGGUUCCAAAAUGGACAGCAGUAGAAAUUGUUUUAAUUUGGGUGGUCUCCGUGGUUCUGGCUGUCCCUGAAGCCAUAGGUUUUGAUAUGAUUACGACAGACUACAAAGGAAAGUCUCUACGGAUCUGCUUGCUUCAUCCUGUUCAGAAAACAGCCUUCAUGCAGUUUUACAAGACAGCUAAAGACUGGUGGCUAUUCAGUUUCUAUUUCUGCUUGCCGCUAGCCAUCACUGCAUUCUUUUAUACCCUGAUGACCUGUGAAAUGUUGAGAAAGAAGAGUGGCAUGCAGAUUGCUUUAAAUGAUCACCUAAAGCAGAGGCGAGAAGUGGCCAAAACAGUGUUCUGCCUGGUCCUUGUUUUUGCCCUCUGUUGGCUUCCCCUUCACCUCAGCAGGAUUUUGAAGCUCACUCUUUAUGACCAGAGUGAUCCCAAUAGAUGUGAACUUUUGAGCUUUUUGUUGGUAUUGGACUACAUCGGUAUCAACAUGGCUUCUUUGAAUUCCUGUAUUAAUCCAAUUGCUCUAUAUUUGGUGAGCAAAAGAUUCAAAAACUGCUUUAAGUCUUGCUUAUGCUGUUGGUGCCAGUCAUUUGAAGAAAAACAGUCCUUGGAGGAAAAGCAGUCCUGCUUAAAGUUCAAAGCUAAUGAUCACGGAUAUGACAACUUCCGUUCCAGUAAUAAAUACAGCUCGUCUUGAAAGAAGAAAUAUUCACCUAAUCUCAUUUUCCUUAUUUUGGACAGAUGUCAUUAAACCAAAAUGAAACCUUUGCCGAAUCAAAGUGGAAAACUGUCUUUGCACAAAUGUAAGGGGGAUUACUUUUAACACGUGUAACUUUUAACACCUGGCAUUUCAUGAGCAGUUUACAAUGUAAGAAAACAGUGAAAGUGAAUGAAGCCUCUUUGUGAAAGCGCUUAGAAUUUUAGGCAGCACUUACAUUUAAAGAGGAUCUCACUUGGCAUUUCUGUUAAAAGGGAUUAUUGUUCAAUCAUGUGAAUCUGAAUAAAGGGAAAGGGUGACACUGAAAACAACUUUUCAAAUGAAACUUCAAAAAACCUUUUAAAAUGAAGUUUCAAUCACUCAGUUUGAAAUUUAAAACCCCUUUAGUAAAUGACUUUUUAUGCAUAGCAGCACAUCGCUGGUCAGACUGUGAUUGGAAGCAAAAUGCGAAAGCUAGUGUACUUUUGUUGUUGUUGCUUUGUUUUGGUCAUUAGGAACAUUUAAAUGAAUAGGAGGGAAUAUGAGCGAGAUGGAGCCUAGACUUUGGGAAAUCAUUAUGAUCUUUACACUCUUGUAAGAACAAAUGAUACACAAAGAAUGGGAAGGCUGGAGCUGCUGCCAGCUAAGACUCCUCUGCGUUUCCCAUUCACACACGCCAGAGAAAGAAAGAAAAUACUACCUACAACUUUUUUCAAGAUUCAUUCAAAUCUUCUUCCAUUGCUGAAUUUUAAAUUCCUUUUGUUUAGUUACAUCAUUUGUAAAUACUUAGCUGUAUGCACUACACAUAGAUGAUUUAACGAAGGGCAGGCCCCAGUGUUCGUUGCUUUAGGACAGAGAGAUGCCAGUGACCCCAUAAUGGACAGAAUGUGAGUUGCCUGGUGCAGUGUCCACAUUGCAAAGAAGCAAGGAGCAUCCUCUCCCAGCCAUGCUGUCAUUAAAAGUCUCUAGUAUAAUAGUAUAGUUAAAACACUAUUUUUAAAGUCAUACAAAUUUGUCAAUGUAAUAGCUACCUGGGAAGCUUAUGGCUAAUAUUGUUUUUGUAAACAGCCAAUAGACAGAUGUUCUUGACAUGGUGCUUUUCUAAAACUUAAAGUCCAAACUGCUCUGGGGGCUAUAAAACCCUCUUCACUACAUUCUUGUUUAGUUUUUUAAUCUCCUUCUGCAAAGUGCCUUAGGUUAACUCCGGAUGAGAAGUGUGUGAAAGUAUGCACAAGAGAAAACGGAAGAGAGAGGAAAUGAGGUGGGGUGGGAGGAAGCCCAUGGGGAAAGAUUCCCAUUCUUAGCCUGGCGUUCGUCACUACCCCCGUCACAUCAGUGUGAAAGGUCCUGAUUCUGUUCCAGCAAAACACAGAGCAGCGUUCUUAGAGUGACUUGGGAACAAAUUGGGCCCAAGAGCUUUAACUUUGUCUCAAAAUAUAUCAGAAUUUCCUUUUUUUUUUUUUUUUUUCUUUUAGUAAGCCAGGCCACAUGUUGAAAAUAAGCUAGGAAUGCUGUGUUCUACCAGAAUCCACUGUGAAGGUUCAAUAACCCGAAAAGACAGUGUGGUCAAAGAAGUCCAGUGCCACAUAGACUUCUGGGAGUCAUCCACAGUUCCCAUCAGCUUAGUUCUUCUCAA
Messenger RNA from Nannospalax galili (Upper Galilee mountains blind mole rat), 3268 nucleotides. RefSeq names its product endothelin receptor type B (gene Ednrb). Bases 301 to 1632 code for a protein of 443 amino acids. The record is from RefSeq and is a predicted model, not a curated record. Lineage: Eukaryota; Metazoa; Chordata; Mammalia; Rodentia; Spalacidae. Gene Ontology annotation, molecular function: endothelin receptor activity. Gene Ontology annotation, biological process: regulation of blood pressure; vasoconstriction; G protein-coupled receptor signaling pathway. Gene Ontology annotation, cellular component: membrane. The transcript is spliced from 8 exons.